This is a messenger RNA of Chenopodium quinoa (quinoa), 714 nucleotides long. RefSeq lists its product as uncharacterized. The record is from RefSeq and is a predicted model, not a curated record. The coding region runs from base 1 to 714 and encodes 237 amino acids. The transcript has a single exon. Lineage: Eukaryota; Viridiplantae; Streptophyta; Magnoliopsida; Caryophyllales; Amaranthaceae.
AUGGUUCCUAAAAUUUCACCCUUCCAAAGCUGGAUAUUGGAAGAGCAUGUGCCGACGGUGAAAAUCCCGGCGCACAUCACUUAUGACAGUACUUUGGACCUGAAGGACCACAUUGCCUCUUACGAGGGGCACAUGUACCUUAACCCCAGGUCUGAAGCAACUUGGUGUAAGUACUUCCCAAUCACCCUCAAGAGGGUUGCUCAAGCAUGGAUCACCAAGGGGGUGAAAGAAGGCUUAAUAACCGGUUGGAAAGAUAUUUCCAACAAAUUCAAGAGCAAGUUUUCUACGGCAAAUCGCCGAGAGAAAACAAAUGCGGAACUUAUGAGUCUACAACAAAAAGAGGACGAGAGCCUCCAAGACUGUAUGACUCGCUUCAGUAACGAGUCAUCUAGAAUUAUAAGUCUAGACCAAGGGCUAGCAGUUUUCGCGUUGCGGAAUGGCCUACAAGCUGGAAAGUUCCUAAACUUCAUGGUCAUGCAUCCACCGCAGACCUUGGAAGAAGCUCUAGAUGCCUCGGAUAAAUACAUCCGGGCUAAAGAAUGGAACAACACAAAGUCCCAAUCUGACUGUCAGGGAAAAAGGAAGGGGAAGGCGAAAGCCUCAGAAUCAUCCUCGGCACCUGAGUCGAAGAAAGAAAAGACCCCCUAUAUAGGGAGGUCUGAAUCGUACACUCCUCUCGCCCUUCCACGUGCUAAAAUCUAUAGCAAUAACUAA